GGUACCUCGCUAAAAGCAACCCACUCCCAAAACGAAGCAACGCCCCGUCGUCACCUGCUGUGAUUGAGGCUGCUUGCCAACCACAGGCCACGCGAAACAUCACCAUGACCGAAAGUCUGCAGAGUACGCAGAGGUAGCCCACCCGGAAACUCAAUUCCUAUCCAGUAUGAGAUUAUCGGCACAUCGUACAUCCGCAGGCCACGCAACAUGGCUUUCACGGGUCUCCUUGGCAUCCCGGGCGACCGCGCGAUGAAACCAAAGAGUCCGCCCAAGACUACGCCUUCGAAGAGCACAUCCUCGAAGAGCGCAUCCUCGAAGAGCACGGCAUUGCAGCCUUCGACGACGUCGGUUCCCGAGCCAAAGUCGACGAGCACGCCCGAGCAUAUCGCAACAGAAUCUGAGCUGCGGCCUCUCGACCCCGAACAGCCAGACCUUCGUGAGCUGAACGCCUGCUUAGAAGCCCUCGCCGCUGUCUUCCCCGACAUCCAGAUACAGGUUUUCCGGGAUAUGCUCGCCAGUUUUGAUGGUGAAUCGAGGCUUGCUCUGGUCGCCGACGCUCUGCUGAAGAAUCGGGUUUCGUGGGUCAAGGGCCGAUGGAGGGUCGCUCCGAAGGACGACCAGCCAGCGGAAGAAUUGGUCCCCAAGAAGGAGACAUUCAGGAGCCCGGAAUACAAACAGGCCGUGAAGAACCUCGCUUGGCACGAAUUCAAGGGCCUCUCGCGCUCGGCCAUCAACGCCGUCCUGGCCGAACACAAUUACUCGUACCUCGACGCCCGCCAAACGCUAGUCGACCUGUCAUCCAAGUCCUGGCGCUUCACCAUCUCUUCGCUGUUUCUACGGAGGAAGCCGGUGACGGCCACGGAGGCAGAGAACCACCCCCUAAUCAUCUGGAAGUCGACCGGUCGGGCUUCGAUCGUGCCCACCCUCAAAUCGACAGGCAAUGCCGAGCUCGACCGGGAGCUCUUUGAAGCACUCGUUAAGCCACUGACGGAACGCGCCCGGGCCGAUCGCGAGGCCAAAGACCGCCAGACGGCGAUGGAGCUGAACAAGGCGGAGGCGGAGGCGACCGGCAGCAUGAUUGAGUGUGCCUGCUGCUUCGCCGAGUCGGCUUUUGAGGAGUUCACAUCGUGCAACGCCGACGGCCACAUGAUCUGCUUCCGGUGCGUGCAACACUGCAUAUCGGAGGCCGUGUUUGGGCAGGCCUGGCAGCGGAGCAUCGUCAAGGAGACGGGCAGCCUCCGGUGCCCGGCCGCCGAGUCGACCGAGUGCCAAGGCUGCAUCUCUCCCGAUCACAUCCACCGGGCCAUGCUCCAGGAGAGGAACGGCGCCGAGGUCCUGCGCCAGCUGGAGCGGCGCCUCGCGGACCACAACCUCGUGGCGAGCAACCUCCCACUGGUCCGCUGCCCGUUUUGCGGCUACGCCGAGGUCGACGACAUCUAUCUGCCCGUUAGCGAAUCGGACCUGCGCCUCCGAACGGAGAGCGUCAAUACCUUUGUGCUGUGCACCAUCUGCUUCUGCUGCCUGCCCUUUCUCUUGCCGCUCAUCCUUUUCGGCUACCUGCUCGCCUUCGUCUUGUUCGUCACCGUUCUGGUCCGCUCUAAACGGACGUUUGGCGACGAGCUGAUGACGGAGAUGCGCGCGGCCAUCGUCCGCCGGCGCCGGCGCCGGCGCGGUCUCCGCUUCAACUGCAUGAACCCGGAGUGCCGGCGGGCGUCGUGCCUGGCGUGCGAGAAGGCGUGGACGGACGUUCACGUGUGCAACGAGUCGUCGCUCGUGGCGCUGCGCACCCAGGUCGAGCAGGCCAUGAGCAUGGCGGUCAAGCGCGUGUGCCCCCGCUGCAACAUGUCGUUCGUCAAGAACUCGGGCUGCAACAAGCUGACCUGUCCCUGCGGUUACCAGAUGUGCUACGUCUGCCGCAAGGACAUCGGCGGCGUCGGCGAGGGAGCCGACAACGGGUACCAGCACUUCUGCCAGCACUUUCGGCCGCACGGCGACGGCAGGAAGUGUACCGAGUGCACACGGUGCAACCUGUGGGAGACGGAGAACGAGGAGGAGGUGCUGCGCCGGGCCAAGGAGGAGGCCGAGCGCAAGUGGAGCGCGGCAGAGAAGAGAGAAUUGUCGGGGGCCGACAUGAGGUAUCUAGAGACGGGCCUGCCCUCUCAACCACCGGUCAAAAGCAUUACCGCGACGUUGCGCGAGGGAAAGUGGCCGACGUUGGCCGAGGUUUGUGACGUGAUAAUCGAUAUCGUCUUUGUUUGAUGGGUACAAGGAAGGCAACGGAAGGAGGAAGAAGAAGAAGAAGGAGAAAGGUGGCAGGCAACAUGAGCAGAGUCGGUAUGGAACAGACUCUGAAUUUUGACAUGGGCGCGUACUUGUAGGGAUGGCAAUACCCAAGAGAAGGCUUCUUAUGGCCUGACAGUAGUUUCAGUAGUUUCACCGAGUAAUACGUUAAUGGACCAGACAUAACCAUCUUGUCA
Molecule: messenger RNA, 2477 nt
Organism: Thermothelomyces thermophilus ATCC 42464
Lineage: Eukaryota; Fungi; Ascomycota; Sordariomycetes; Sordariales; Chaetomiaceae
Exons: 1
Coding region: 208-2259 (683 amino acids)
Source: RefSeq, a predicted model, not a curated record